AUGAUGGUCGUGGAGAACAGUCCUGUGGAUGGAUCGUCAGUGGAGAUGAGGUCAAAGGAUGUCCUCUCCCCUAAUGAGCUACUCUUCCUUAAGGUUAAUGGUUCGACCUUCGAGGAAGCCGAAAGGUUCAGUCGAGCUGCUGAGGACCGAUCUACCGCUGCUCUCUGUGAGGCCUGCUGUCUGCUGCUCCCGUCCGAGGCAGAUCCCAAACGACCCUAUUUGAAAUGUACCCAUGCCUAUGGUGAUGGUUUGGCAUGUGAGUGUUCCCUGCACGUAUCGUGUCUAGUAGAGCAGUACCCCGAUGUGAGAGUGGAGCUGGACAUGGACUGGUUCUGUCCCCGUUGCAUUAAGCGUGCUCGUAGAGAUACAUCUUUGGCGUGGCUUUCACAGGAGGAGACCGGAUUUGGAUUUAACUGGAGCUCAGACAUGUCAAUGGCCGACUUUAUAGCGCAUAAUGAUUCAGUGUGGGUCCUCGUGAUAGUAGGGGGACCCUAUCGCCGUAGCAGAUGUGAGAAGAUCUUUGGAAGAGCACAUCCGGAAGAAUCGACGGUUGAGGAAGUCUUCUGGAGAGUUGUGAAUUUCGGUUCAGCCCGGGACGAGAGUUCACCGGCCGAGGCAGCAUAUGAUGACAUAUGUUAUGGCAACGAUCUGGACUCAGCUGAAGUGUCGAGCAAUGUUUUUCCUAGGGCGGGGACACCCUACGGCCUAGCAGAUGGAGAGCAGUGGUCUCUUCGUACACUACCUCUACUACCUGACAGUGUCCUCAACGAGUAUUUACCUUCCCAUGGUGGCGGUCCUCUGGACAUAGCCGGAGUCACUCGGCCUUGGGUCUACCUUGGUUCGGCUCUGAGUGCCUUCUGUUGGCAUGCUGAGGAUCAGUACUUGUACAGUAUAAACUUCCAUCAUGCAGGAGCGGCCAAGAUAUGGUACAGCGUACCAGGUCGACAGGCGAGGGCGAUGGAGGACCUCUUCCGAAGGGAAUUACCAACACUGUGCAGCAGCAUCCCGGAUUUGACCCAGCACAUGACCACUAUGAUCGACCCUAAGGUGCUUCUGACUCAGGGGCUCUUGGUCACACGAGGAGUCCAACGCCCAGGGGACAUCGUGCUUACCUUUCCGGGUGCUUAUCAUGGCGGAUUCAAUGCUGGUAUCAAUCUGGCAGAAGCGGUGAAUGUACCGGCAAGAGACUGGAUAACCAUGGGCUCGGUCGCAGGUCGGGCCUACACCAAGUUGUGCCGACGGCCCAUUUUCUGUUUCGAUGAUUUGGUAAUCAACAUUUGUCGUGUGUAUGCGACGGGAGAGGAGAUGAAUCCUAUGUUGGCACUGCAAGCCAUGAGGCAUCUCCACUAUAUCAAACGCCAGCGGACGGCUACUCCCAAGGGUCAGGCCAUACCUACCUCGCCUCGUUCGUCCAGUGAUAUCCUCUCUCGAGUCGACCCUGAAAAACCAUGGUUGAUCAUCAACACCUCGAGGCCUCGCCGCACUGUGUCACCACUGGGUUUCAAGCACACCGGUUCGCCAGCAUCCAAGAGCAUAGCAUACCUCUACGGCUACGAACCCGAUGGCGCCCUUUGCUGUAUAUGCCGCCAAUUUUGCUCUGUUGUGGCCGGAGAGUGUCGGGACUGCGGGUUGGUUUAUUGUAACCUGCAUAUAGGAUCAUGCUGUGGCCAUCCAGUGAGCUCUAAGGUCAUUCAUCACGUCCUGGCCCCAGAGGACCUGUCCAAGAUCCUCGAAUGUUGCCAGCGGCGUUAUAAGAGGUGGAGACUGUGGUCCCGCAAGAUAGAGAGAGUUCACCGUUCGGUGGCCCUGUACCUUGGGGAAACUCCUCAACAGCCUUCCAUAGCACAUGAGGUCCGCUUAGACGAUUUAGAGUGUAUGGACAGCGAGGGUGACCUCACGCCGACCAGGCCUGAUAGACGGGCGAAAGAGAACGCAAUGAGGUCGUGGAAAAAGAAGAAGUGCGCGGCAACGGAACCUCCUGCAAAUGACAUAGUUGGCAGGUCGCCUUCUAUGACCAGUACCAGUACAUUAUCACCGCCAUCCUCUCCUCGAAGUGCAUUGGCACUUCGAGUGGAUAUGUCUACCAUAUCGUCCCUCUUGGAUGAGCGGGAAUCUGAGGGAAUCCCAUGGAGAGUCCCGAUAGAGCCCCCUAACGCUGACUGGCUCUUCGGCCUUAAGGAACGCUGUGGAGAUCCUUGGGAGACUCGGAUAAAGGCUUUACUAGACGGCAAUGAGCCCAUCAAAUUCGACAGGCUAUUUGAUCUACUCAACGACGUCAUAGUGAACACAACUCCUGUUCGAUGCCCAAGAGAAGAUGAGCUGAUCGAUAAGUUGACACAGGUCAUGCAUCUUCGUUCUGUCAUUCGAACAGCGCUCGGUAUGAAGCCUCUUGCCUCCCGAGAACGAGGGAUUCACAUCAAGAGCAACUGCACGAGCGCCUCUCCCGACGACCCAUGUAGACUCAAGCAAUCAAGUACAGGAGGCUUCGUCUUGGCAGGUACACAUGGAGCUUUGGGCAAGUUUCGCAUUGGUGAUGAGGUUCCUUUAUCGGAAGCACUAUUGCGGGCUGAAACGGCAUUAGUCCAGGCCAGAGAACUAGGAGUGACGGAUUUACCAGAAGAACCGCUCAUUCACGACUGUGUCUCGAUUCUGACUAAUAUGGAGAAGUCCUCACGAGGAGGGGCGGCCGCUCGUGGCCGUGAUCUCGAAGGAAGAGCUAACAGUACAUUAUGGAAGAUAACUGCGACGCAUCAUACUUGA
This is a messenger RNA of Perkinsus marinus ATCC 50983, 2760 nucleotides long. RefSeq lists its product as hypothetical. Gene Ontology annotation, biological process: chromatin remodeling. The transcript has 19 exons. The record is from RefSeq and is a predicted model, not a curated record. NCBI's taxonomy places the organism in Eukaryota, Perkinsozoa, Perkinsida, Perkinsidae. The coding region runs from base 1 to 2760 and encodes 919 amino acids. Gene Ontology annotation, molecular function: histone demethylase activity. Gene Ontology annotation, cellular component: nucleus.